Molecule: messenger RNA, 1654 nt
Organism: Dicentrarchus labrax (European seabass)
Lineage: Eukaryota; Metazoa; Chordata; Actinopteri; Moronidae
Gene: btbd3a
Product: BTB (POZ) domain containing 3a
Exons: 4
Coding region: 1-1431 (476 amino acids)
Biological process (GO): dendrite morphogenesis; cerebral cortex development; neurogenesis
Cellular component (GO): cytosol
Molecular function (GO): protein binding
Source: RefSeq, a predicted model, not a curated record
AUGGCUGCAGAGCUCUUCCCCACCAAGAAGCUGCUCCCCUCCUCCUCUUCCUCCUCUUCCUCCUCUUCCUCAGCGAGCAGCACCGCGUCCAUCCAGCAGUACCAGCAGAACCUCACCAACAACAACACCGCCGCCUCCGCACAGGGCGGCUGCAACUGGCAGGGCCUGUACCCGACCAUCCGAGAGAGGAAUUCAGUCAUGUUCAACAAUGAGAUGAUGGCAGACGUUCACUUCGUGGUCGGGCCGCCUGGCGGGACGCAGCGAGUGCCGGGACACAAGUACGUCCUCGCCGUCGGCAGCUCCGUGUUCCACGCCAUGUUUUAUGGAGAACUGGCCGAGGACCAGGAGGAGAUCCGGAUCCCCGACGUGGAGCCUCCGUCGUUCCUCGCCAUGUUGAAGUACAUCUACUGCGAUGAGAUCGACCUGUGCGCCGACACGGUGCUCGCCACGCUCUACGCCGCCAAAAAGUACAUCGUGCCUCACCUGGCCCGGGCCUGCGUCAACUUCCUGGAGACGAGCCUGAGCGCCAAGAACGCCUGCGUGCUGCUGUCCCAGAGCUGCCUGUUCGAGGAGCCGGACCUGACGCAGCGCUGCUGGGAGGUGAUCGACGCUCAGGCCGAGCUCGCGCUGCGCUCCGAGGGCUUCUGCGACAUCGACACGCAGACGCUGGAGAGCAUCCUGCGGCGGGAGACGCUCAACGCCAAAGAGAUGGUCGUGUUCGAGGCGGCGCUGAACUGGGCCGAGGCCGAGUGUCAGCGGCAAGACCUGAACCCGACCAUCGAGAACCGGCGCCUGGUGCUGGGGAAGGCCAUCUACCUGAUCCGCGUCCCCACCAUGGCGCUGGAGGACUUCGCCAACGGAGCGGCGCAGUCCGGCGUGCUCACGCUCAACGAGACCAACGACAUCUUCCUGUGGUACACCGCCGCCAACAAGCCCGACCUGCUCUUCUGCACCAAACCCCGGAAAGGCCUGGCGCCGCAGCGCUGCCACCGCUUCCAGUCCUGCGCCUACCGGAGCAACCAGUGGCGGUACCGCGGCCGCUGCGACAGCAUCCAGUUCGCCGUGGACAAACGCGUCUUCAUCGCCGGCUUCGGUCUGUACGGGUCCAGCUGCGGCUCGGCAGAGUACAGCGCCAAGAUCGAGCUGAAGCGCCAGGGCGUGCCGAUGGCCCAGAGGAUCAUCAAGUACUUCUCAGACGGUUCCAGCAGCACGUUCCCCGUGUGGUUCGACUACCCGGUCCAGAUCGAGCCCGACACCUUCUACACCGCCAGCGUGGUUCUGGACGGCAACGAGCUCAGCUACUUCGGCCAGGAGGGGAUGACAGAGGUGCAGUGUGGGAAAGUGACCUUCCAGUUCCAGUGCUCCUCGGACAGCACCAACGGCACCGGGGUGCAGGGGGGCCAGAUCCCAGAACUCAUCUUCUACGCCUGAGCCGGGCCCGGGGGGACGCCAUGCCACAGAGAUUCCUGCUUCACUGCCAUGUAGACUUUUAUUUUGAAAGUGUGGAGACGAGUUCUCAGGAAGCGGUUUGAGAACUCGAUGAAGAAUUUCUGGAUUAAUGGAUGAAAUCUGUUUCUAAUCCAGAUUCACAUGAAGCACUAACAGGAGGAGUCCUAAAGACACACACACUACACACACACACUACACACACACA